GUUUGUCCAAGCCAAGGCCCGCGGGCGCAACCUGGAUCUCAACAAUAACGGCGCCUAUCUCGACACUUCACAGCGUCCAACCCCAAACCUUUAGCCAAGUCCAGCCGGAAGCAAAGACCAAAGCCUGUUGUUCGUCCGAUUUACGUUUUCCUACACUGCAAACUACACACGCUGUCGACGCUGACAUUCAAGCUUUCUUGGCUUUUCAGCCUGGCUCCCCUGCUUGUUUCACCCAACUCCAUCGGAUAGCGCCCUGUGCAUGUCUCCGCUCAACGACGACGUUGCCUCUCCGAGCCAACCCGGCAUUCAUCGAAAGCAGUCGAUACCUGACAAUGCAGAGCUAGCAGCUGUCUCUCAGAGCUCUUCUGCGGGCGUACUGGCAGCCCCCGAAGUUGAAUCGUCGCCUGAUGGCGCUCAUGUGACCAUGCAGGGCGCAUCCGGGGACGAUAACAUGCGAGACCUCGGCAACGAUGCGUCUCAAAACCCAACUGAGGACUCGUCCCACGCCUCCCGGGGCCUAGGCGACCAAAUGAAAGAGCAGGGACAGCGAUCCGAGGAUGCAGGCGACCUAAUGUCCUCUUCGAUCGCCACCCUAAAACCAUUGACCUCCCCUGCAACCACAACCGCCGUGCAGUAUCUCACGACCGAGUCCAAAACUUACGUCGAUCCCACACCGCAGACACCCAUUUCUUCUCGGCCCCCUUCAAGAGCGCCUUCCACUUCCGCCAGGUCAGCCUAUGAGUCGUCGAUCGCCUCCCCUGCCGGCUCACCAAAAUUAGAUGGAACAUACGACGAGAAGAGAGAUUUCAGUGAAGAUGAGCAUGAACGCGGGUCGAGGUCGGAGAUCCAAAGUAUCAUGGAGCAGUUCAGUGAGGAAGGCGGUGGCCCGGGCGCCCACGAGGUCAUGAGCCCGCGGUUGGAGAUGGCGCCUCCCUUCUUGAGCAACUCCAUCCAGCACCCGCCUCGAAAAUCAAGCCUAGAGCCCCUGGCUCCCUGCCUUGCACACCAGAUUCAAGAGCUCCAGGGCCUUCGGCUAUCGACGUCCUCCCCGGGAACAGCUCGAUUAAAGGGAAAGGCGAUCGACGACCAGGGACCGCCGGUCCCACCCAAAGACGCCAAUGUCUACUCCGCUGCCCCGGGGCGCUCGCAGGACGAUUUGCGUGGCAGCGUGGACUCGCCAAUGUCCCCGAUUACUUCACUCCACCGUCCCCCACCACCGGAGCCCGAACCCGAACCUCCCUUACCGUUUGACUUCCAUCGGUUCCUGGAGCAGCUGCGCAACAAGAAGGCUGACCCGGUCGCAAGAUACCUGAAAUCCUUCUUGUCCGAGUUUGGGAAGCGGCAGUGGAUGGUGCAUGAGCAGGUCAAAAUCAUCAGCGAUUUUCUUGCCUUCAUCUCAAACAAGAUGGCCCAAUGCGAGGUGUGGAGAGAUGUUUCAGACGCCGAGUUUGACAACGCCCGCGAGGGCAUGGAGAAGCUCGUCAUGAAUCGGCUGUAUAGCCAGACAUUCUCUCCCGCAAUACCCCCACCCCAACCAAUACCCGGAGCAAAGCCGAGGAAGAGAGGCGGCGAGCGACCGAUGGGCCCGGGGAGACGAGGUCAGCAUCAAGAAGAUGUUGAAAGAGACGAGAUACUCGCCCAAAAGAUCAAUAUUUAUAGUUGGGUGAGAGAAGAGCAUCUUGACAUCCCGAUAGUAAGCGAGAGUGGGAGGCGCUUCCUUAAACUCGCACAACAAGAACUUCUGAAGAUCAAAUCCUACCGUGCUCCACGAGACAAGAUUAUAUGCGUCCUCAACUGCUGCAAAGUCAUUUUCGGCCUCCUUAAGCACUCAAAAUCAGACUCCUCCGCAGACUCGUUCAUGCCGAUGCUCAUUUAUGUCGUCCUGCACGCAAACCCAGAGCACCUGGUUUCAAACGUUCAGUACAUCUUGAGAUUCCGAAACCAGGAGAAGCUUGGCGGUGAGGCCGGAUACUAUCUCUCUUCACUUAUGGGGGCUAUCCAAUUCAUCGAAAACAUGGAUCGUACCACGUUGACGAUUACGGAUGAAGAGUUUGAGCGGAACGUAGAGGCCGCCGUCUCUGCAAUUGCAGAGAAACAUCGUGCCGAGUCGCCCCCGCCCCCUCCUCCGCAAUCAGAAAAGUCGGCGACCCUCAGACCGCGUACCGCUGCUGAAUCCGGCCCUUCCUCAGCCCGCACUUCCCUCGACGCCGAUGCGUCUUUGCGACCCACAACCCCACGCCGCUCAUCCUAUUCAAACGAAGCGCGAGACAGCGGCGAGUACAGCGGAAGUGACGAGAAAGCAGCCAUCACAGGCCUGCUCCGGUCCAUCCAGAAACCCCUGAGCACCAUCGGCCGCAUCUUCCUGGAAGAACCGUCGUCUUCCUCCUCGUCGACAGCAGCCGCAAGCACGAGCAUUGCCAGCCCGGCACGGACGCCACUGCCGGAGCGCGCCGAGAGCGACUUGCGCGCGCGGCAGCUGCUGUCGGCCGAGGAGGCGGCGGCCCGGCAGGCGAGCGCCGAGGCCGCAGAGGCGCAGCGGCUCUCUCGUGCGGAGCACGCGAAUGUGGUGGAAACGCUCGCGGGCAUGUUCCCUGACCUUGAUCGGGAGGUUAUCAGUGAUGUGGUUUAUCAGAAGGAGGGGAGGGUUGGAUUGGCUGUCGAUGCUUGUCUCGCGCUUUCUGCGUGAGACUGGACUCUUGAUUAGUGUAAUAGAGGGCAGCAGUUCGUUAGUAGAGCGUGCCAGGCUGGGAUGCUGCUCUCUCGCUUCUUUUUCGUGAUUAUUUCUGGCUUUUGUUUGCAAGCAUGGACGGUUGCCGGAGGCUAUAUAUCCUCAUUUCUAGGUUGCAUCUGCAUAGCUUGGGCCAGGUGCAACGUACACACACCCAUACAUACAUACAUAAGAUAAUGGUAGUAUCAUCCCGCUUGCUAGAG
Messenger RNA from Canariomyces notabilis, 2931 nucleotides. RefSeq lists its product as uncharacterized. Gene Ontology annotation, cellular component: endocytic vesicle; cytosol. The record is from RefSeq and is a predicted model, not a curated record. The transcript has 5 exons. Gene Ontology annotation, biological process: vesicle-mediated transport. Gene Ontology annotation, molecular function: guanyl-nucleotide exchange factor activity; ubiquitin binding; small GTPase binding. Bases 260 to 2686 code for a protein of 808 amino acids. Lineage: Eukaryota; Fungi; Ascomycota; Sordariomycetes; Sordariales; Chaetomiaceae.